Messenger RNA from Amoebophrya sp. A120, 3632 nucleotides. The record is from the annotation of a GenBank genome assembly. Lineage: Eukaryota; Dinophyceae; Syndiniales; Amoebophryaceae.
UGCAGCACUUGUGUAUGGAGGAAUUGCGCCGCAUUCUACAAAACCACCAACAUACAGUUGGCUGGGAAUUUCGACGUCCAUAGAAGCCGUACCACUAGGACCACAACACAAAUAAAGCUGCAAUGACUGUCCUCGCAUCCACCUCUACUUCUCCCUCCGCAGCCGCGCCCCGCGGCAAGGCGGAAGGAGCCGGCCUAGUAGUAGACACCGUGGAACAAAAAUACCCCAGCACGACAGCCUCCAGUGCCGCAAACUCGACCUUGAGCACACCGAGGAACUGCACACAAGAAGAUGGUCUGGUCGACCGCAGUUGUGCUACAUCAACCGUUGGAAGUAGCUGUAAAGUCGAGGACGACGCAGAGCAAGUAACCAACUCGAAACCAGCGGCACUAGGGAGGUCCUCAACAACUACAUCUUCCACUUCUAGCAGCUCUGGUACAACUUCUAAAAACAUCCUUCGCAUGGUUCUCCGCUUUCCGUACACAAUUACCAACCUGUUUUUCCUACAGAAGAAAUUUUUGUCCCACCGGCUCCUCGGGUUUCUCUUCCUAGUUCAAUACGCGGCUGAAGUGUACCUGUACUUCACGGACUACGAGAAAUUCAAAUCUUCCAUUCUCGUCUGGUCUGUCCCUUUAACCGGGUUUGUGCAGUCUUUAAACGCGGCUCUAACCUUCCGUUUUCUCCCGCGGAAGGAAGACCCGGGGUUCGCGGCCGUUGCGGACAAAAUAUCACAGGAGAAAAGUGUUACGGUUUUAAACCGUAAUACAAUUUGUGUAAUACACAAAUUGUUGGAGUUUCUGCAUCACAAAGUUGUUCGACAUGGCAAUAAGAAAACCUGCUGUGAUGCGCAGACUAUAAGGGAAAACACAAACGAAAUGAGGCUGGACAGCAUUUCCUGCAUGACAGAGGUUGUCUGUCUUGCUUGAUGUCUCCGAUUAGAGUGUGUAACUGUAAGCACUACUUUUUUCCCACGAUACAAAAGCGUGCUGAGUUACUACACGGUGCGGGAGAAUUCGUUUUACGCGAUGCAAUAUCGAGUGCAAAAGUGUCUGGGUCUGGAGGGGUGUAAACUUGUCAUGCAGAUUUUCCACGAUGCCUGAGGUCUGGAAUGCGGGACUUAGCAUGACAGACUCUGCGAGGUCUCUGCCGUGCCUAUCCUGCAUGAGAAACUCCCUCCCAAAUAAUUGGUCGAAAGUGGACACCAGCUUGUAGCACUCAUGCAACACACAUUUUUGGACGCUUCAGAUUUACCAUGACAAGUUACCACCUUCCAGACCCAGACAUAUUUGCAUUUUAUAUGCAACUGCUGUGGAUCUGCUGCUAUUUGCAGUGUCCAGACGGGUUUUGGAGGGGAUUUUACGACGAGAAGGUGGUGAAGAAUUUAGGAAUAGCACCGCAAAUAGAAAUAGACCCGCACGCAGCAACGCUUUUUUCAACGGAAACGGUACCACCACCAGGAGGACUUGUUGUUCUGUCGGACGAAUCAAGCGUUUUUAGCAUGACAUCAAGUGUAGAAGUUGAUACCGCAAGAGCCGGUUCUUAUCAUGAUGUCCUCGGAACAGGUGGAAACAAGUUCUUCUUCUUUCAGAACAACAGCUUCAAACCGGUAUUCCAGCGCGUUUUCUUUUUCCUGUUGGAACCCAUCUUCGUCUUUUUCGUCUUCUAUUUCCGAUCGGUGUUCUGGCCGGUGUCCCGGAUCCGGAACGCGGUCAAAAACGCGAAAAACAAGUUAUUGUGAGGAAAAAUCUCCCCUCCCCAUAUUGAAUAGGCAUGUUCCUAAAAAUUUGUCAUGCUGAUUUGUGACCACAAAUCCUGUUUCUCUUGCAAGAUGGCAAAUCCAAAGCAUCCGCCGGCCUCUGCAGGCGAUUUGUAAUGCUGUUGCGGCUACAUGGUAGGCCUCUGCGAUGCUAAGCACCUACAGCAAAACACACCUACACAGGCUGAGGCUCCUUUUCUUGCAGUGCCUCACUGCAAGACAGAGCUGAUUUGUGUACACAAAUCCAGCAACAGAAAUUUCCUUUUCAAUCUGGGGAGGGGGGAUUUUUCACUUUGAUACAAAUCUCCCGAGAACGCCUGGAGCCUCACCGCGUCCGCCUACGCCAUCAAAGUAUUCUACCUGUUCGCGAAGCUAUCCCACGAAAAAACUGUUUCACUGUGGUGAUUUUGCAAGAUCCGCAUCGCAAGUUUGUUACACAUGACACGGAAAAUUUGCCAUGCGGGCAUUUCCAAUAGGGGAAAACACGGCUGAAACUCCAAUGUUCUAUGCAGGUGUAGCAACACAAACACCUUGGUGCUUCGUUCUCUGCAUCACAAGUUCGCAGUGAAGCAGUUUUUUCUUGCGAAAGAAGCAUUUCGUGUCCUACUUCCCGAAUUACUUGAUUUUUCUCGGCCGCAUAUCCUGUGUAAAAACGUCCCCACCCCAGAGUCAAAAUGGGGACUCUGCAACACGGAUCUAGAAGUUUUGGGAGUCACGCAUGACAAGUCUUUCUCUGUACUGUAAUGCCGCGGGUUAGCAAGGACAACCGCAUCACAAAUCCAUCCUGGUAUCCUGUUUACAGUAUCACAAAUUGCAUAACACGAUUGAAAAUGCCACCUCUCAUGGAAAUGCGCAUUACAAGUUUUCCUGUGAUUGUAAUUCUGCAUUACACCUCUGGGGUGGGGACGUUUUUACAGAGGAUACCGCAUCACGGAGGAGGACCGGUAUUUGCUGUACGGGAUUCAGGUGAUCGGCGCGUACGCAUGUACCAUCAGCAUUUUCAUCCACACCCUGAAAUUCAAAAACUACAUUGGGCCGAUGACGGCGAUGGUUGCCUACGAUGUGAUCAUUCCGGGGUAUUUCUACCUGUAUUGGAACAUGCGGCACGUGCUACUGAGAAACUACGACCUGUUUGUGAUUUGCGGGAUUUCUUAUGCAUUGCAAAAGUAUCUUCGUACUAGUAGUAAUCGCAGUCAUGCAUUACAAAUUCUUUUUCUAUAGGUAAAACCGCAUUACAAAUUGUUUUUCUCAUGCUGAGGAAAUUUGUCAUGCGAGUUAUACUAGUACGAUGGUUUUGCACAGGAUAUUUCUCUGGUUCUGAACCUCGGCCCGUUGCAAAUUUGGCACGCCUACCAUGCGGUCAUUGCAGCAGUCAUGAUUUUCGCCAGAAUACGGAGUAUGGGUGGACUCUCGAGUGGUGCGGGGGGAAGGUCUGGUGCGGGGCUUUCUCCUGUCCCGACCGAGGUGGGGAAUCUGUUCAGUUUUUAGAUUUCACUUAGUUAGGCGGAUUAUUCGUGAGUGCUCGUGCUGUUUUAUUUUUCCGCACCUUUACACGGAAGUUGAACACGAACACUGUGGGUUUUUUGUGGUGCAAUGACUAGGGUUGCUGUGGAUGAAGUCGAAGUGGAUCUAAAUAGGAAGUUGCAAUAAAAGAAGUCGUGGUGUUGAGUGAAGCACUGACUUGAGGACGCAGGGGAAACGUGAUAAAAAUUUUAACUCCAUAUGUGAUGAAGAACUGAUGAACAGUCUAGUGCAUUUCCAUUUCCCGGGUAAGAACGCAACUACCGCACCUACUUUAUUGGGCUGAACAAUUGAAAACAAAAAACACACACCCUGCUGACGCUUUGUCGUCGUUCACUUUGACACAAAUUUGAAC